Molecule: messenger RNA, 1759 nt
Organism: Chilo suppressalis (striped riceborer)
Lineage: Eukaryota; Metazoa; Arthropoda; Insecta; Lepidoptera; Crambidae
Source: the annotation of a GenBank genome assembly
CUUGCACUCACAGAACAUUCUGCACUGUGUAUUUGACAGGCUGCAAUUGACACAAACGACUGUCAUUUUCAUAUUGCUAAAGUUCGAAGUGAAGAGUAGAACGUGUUCAUUUAUAAAAAAUAACAUAUUUCGAUUAGAUUUUAAAUAGUAUCCAAUAAGUACAUGCAAUGGAUUACAAUUACGAGCAAACAAGUGAAGUUGAAGCUUUAGAUUCAAUCUACUAUGGAGAUAUGCAAAUUAUAGAAAAGGAGCCUUUUCAUAAAUUCUCUAUACCUAUAAAAUCUGAGGGUUUUGAUGAUGGUGAAGGUUUAGCUUGUCAAUUAAUUUUUACAUACACAUCAAAAUAUCCAGAUGAAUUACCCUUAAUUGAAAUCGACAAUGAAGAGAAUUUUGAUGAUAUUGUAGAUAGAAAAGAACUACUUUCACAUUUAGAAGACCAGGGCAAGGAGAAUCUAGGAAUGGUGAUGGUGUUCACUCUUGUCUCAGCUGGCCAAGAAUGGCUCAAUGAGAAAUGGGAUAAAAUCAAAAAAGAAAGAGAAGAAAAAAUUCUUGCAAAAAUUAAAGCUGAUGAAGAAGCAGAAUUGAAAAGGUUUGAAGGUACAAGAGUAACUGUUGAAUCUUUCCUGGCGUGGCGAAAGCAAUUUGAAAUUGAUAUGGGUAUUCCAGCAAAAAGGGAAAGGGAAAUGAAGGAUAAAAACAAAUUGACUGGAAAAGAACUAUUCUUAAGGGAUACUACACUCAAUGAGUCUGAUCUUAAAUUCUUGGAUGAUGGUAAAUGGACUGUACUUUUUUUGUAUGUAAAUAAGGUGGCAAUGAUCCAUAUGGCCUGCCGGAUAAUAGCUAAGGGGAUGCAGUCAAAGUUGAUGAAUCUCUAUUCCAAGACUUGGAUGACUUGGAUAUAUCUGAUGAAGAUGAUGCUGAUUAUGUUCCAGGACAAAGUGGUAGUGAAAGUGAUUAACACAGGAAAUCGAGCUGCUCAAAUGGGUGGCCAUGAUAUAUACUGACAUUGCAGUGCUCAUACAGGUUUCAGUUGAAUUGUGUAUAUUGUAUGGGUUUUAAUUGAUUUGUUUUAUUACAAAUACAAAGUUCUAUUAAUACUGCUAAUUCAUAGGUCAUGUUUUGGUAGAUUAUCUCUUGAUGUCGCCACUGUUGGGUUCAGGGAUGUCCCUAUAGAUAGGAAUAUGGAGAACUGGAAAAAAACACCCCUCCAGGGCUGAGUGUGGUGUGGUGGGUGCUAAUAACUGCAAAUGCUGCAGGGCGCAGCCGAUCAGCUUAACAUUCCUUCUGAAGCACAAAGGAGCUAGAUAAUAAUUUUCGUCACCCUUCUUAUAACUGUCUUUUGCGAAAAUUGCAUAACUAUUCGAAUCAUAGAUCAAAUGCAUUAACCUCUGUGCCAUUAAGGUUCUCAAUAGUGUUUAGUUAUUUUUGCAUUUUGUAUAAAAUUAAUUAUCUAUUUGUAAUACAUGCAUAAUCGUAAAGCAGUGUAGCAAGAUCAGAGUGGUAUUGUUAAGAAUACUCGCUUAAUCAUAGCAUUUGAAUUAUUGUGUCAGUAUUUUCAAGUCGCUAUACAUCCUGAAUACCCAACCACGGAGGUUGAGAAUGAGAAUCCCUCUCGCAGACCUAGUGUUGGAUGCAGUUUCAAUUUUUGUACUUAUCCAUAAUUUUGAUUGUUCCUUUUAGUGUCAUUAAGAAAUCCAAAGAAAUGGGAUUUAUAAAGUAUAAAUUGAUAACCUUUUGUAUGUAGCCGAACAUUACACCA